AUGAACAAGUGGCUUAUACUAAUUUUACACCUUCUUCUCUAUGAGUCUUACUCAUUUGGCAUCGAACUUCCUAAAAAUAUAGAAAAAUGCCAUUUCGGUGACACAAUUUGCUUGAUACGAACAAUGAAUAGUAUUAUCCGUCAUUAUCCCAAGGGCAUAUCGGAAAUAGGUCUCCCACCCCUCGAUGUUACACACUUUAAUCUAGUGUCUGUUUUAAAUACUACAACUAAAGGUCCCAUAUGGUUAAAUUUUCAUUUGAGAGAUAAUAUCAAUAAGGGUUUUAAUAAUGCCACAAUUAUCCAUGUCGAUGGAUUUGAUCAGGAUCCCACAAAGAAGCAAAUUGAGAUCAAGGCUCGCAUUCCCCGCAUCUUGCACGAAGCUAACUAUGACAUGGAGGGCAAAUUCUUAUUAUUCAAAGCCAAUUCAACUGGUAAACUAACAUCAGAUUUUCAGAAUUUCGAAUUAACAUUGAUCGUAAAGGUCUUUGUCGAAUACAGACAGGAUAAAAGAUUCUUGAAAAUCUAUUCAUUGGUGCCAAAUGUCAAAAUUGAUCGUUGGAUUAUCUGGAUGGAUGAUUUGUAUAAAGAGAAUUCAGAUCUAACUAUAGCACUAAAUCGUGCCUUUAACGAUCAUUGGGUAGAAUUUUGGAAUGAUUUAGAACCUGGGCUACUCACCGAAUUUAAAAUAUCAUUCACUGGACUUCUUACCACCAUAUUCGAUAGAGUUUCCUAUGAUGACAUGUUUUUAUCUCAAACUGAGAUUUAUGGCUCCAGUUUGUUUGAGUGAAAAAACAAAUCACCAAGAACAAGUUUUGCAUUUGUGCUUCAAGCAUUUCCUGCAUCUUAUAAAUAUAUACUAAAAAUUAAGUUGUUUUAACUACUACAAUUUAUAAUGAUAAACACACAAAAGUCAAGU
Messenger RNA from Drosophila willistoni, 915 nucleotides. RefSeq lists its product as uncharacterized. Lineage: Eukaryota; Metazoa; Arthropoda; Insecta; Diptera; Drosophilidae. The record is from RefSeq and is a predicted model, not a curated record. The transcript has 3 exons. The coding region runs from base 1 to 786 and encodes 261 amino acids.